This is a messenger RNA of Megalops cyprinoides (Indo-Pacific tarpon), 1099 nucleotides long. Its product is annotated as cell division cycle-associated protein 4-like. The coding region runs from base 168 to 1037 and encodes 289 amino acids. The transcript has 2 exons. The record is from RefSeq and is a predicted model, not a curated record. Gene Ontology annotation, cellular component: nucleus. Gene Ontology annotation, molecular function: transcription regulator activity. NCBI's taxonomy places the organism in Eukaryota, Metazoa, Chordata, Actinopteri, Elopiformes, Megalopidae.
GUGGUUGUUCCGUUCACCAGGAGCCGCAUGUCUGGCUGGCCUGACAGAGGCAGAGAGAGCUCAGAGAAAGAGCUGUUUGUCACUAGGACAAAAAGCCCUGGAGCGCUCUACGAUCGGGAGGAAACUGCUAUGUUAAUGCCUGUGCUGACCGACAGGACAGGACAAGCAUGUUUGCAAAGGGCACCAAGCGCAAGCUAUCAGACGGCGGUGAGGAGGCGGCGGCGGCGGCAGCGGAGGAGGCGGCGGCCGGCGCCAGGACGACCGCAUCCUACAACCUGCAGCGCCAGUGCCUGCUGGACAUGUCCCUGAUCAAGCUGCAGCUGUGCCACAUGCUGGUGGAGCCCAACCUGUGCCGCUCGGUGCUCAUCGCCAACACGGUGCGGCAGAUCCAGGAGGAGAUGACGCGCGACGGCAGCUGGCAGGCCAUGACCGAGGCCUUCAGCGCCGGCCAGAGCCCGCCGGAGCGGCUGGUGGCGUCCGAGGUGCUGUGCCGGCCGUCGCCCCCGCCACGUGAGCACGGGGACGCGGGCCCGGAGCCCUUCCCGGCCUCCGGGUACGGAGGCUGCCGCCCACAGGGGGCGGCGCUGACAGCAGGGGGCGAGGAUGCGUUGUGCCCGGUCGCCGUGGAGACGGGCACCACAGACCCCUGCUGGGAAAAGGGGGAGGGCCCCGAGGCGAUCCCGGGGGACGACGGUGUCGACGAGGCAGUUUUCGGCCGAGGAGCGGGAGAGGGGCGGGAGGAUGAGGAGUCCACAGGGGGUGCGAAGGCAAUGGAGCAGGUGUACGGGACGUUUGAGAUCAAGAGCCCUGCCCCCAGCCCGGAUCCGGCUCUGGAGGAGCUGUUUUCAGAUGUGGACGCCUCUUACUAUGACCUGGACACCAUGCUGACAGGCAUGCAGGGCGCAUCCAAGAUGGGGCCCUAUGACCUGCUGGAGAACCUGUCCUCUCACGGCCCCUCCUCCAUGGCCACCAACGCCAGUUGUCGACCCGACCUCAACGAACUGGACCACAUAAUGGAGAUCAUUGUGGGCUCGUAAACGAGGAACGGAAGACUUUUUUAAACAGAGACUUAUACCUGCGUCCUUACCUUUUUCUGUCC